AGAGAGGCAGGGAAUCGGACUGGGUGGUGUGCGGAGACGCACCUGGCGCAACCCUCUCCUCUCUGAAUCCGAGUCCAGAUCCCGCGGAGGCUGCAGCCAUGAAGGAGAGACGGACCCCUCAGCCAGUAGUGGCCAGAUGUAAGCUCGUUCUGGUGGGGGACGUGCAGUGUGGGAAGACAGCAAUGUUACAGGUGUUGGCGAAGGAUUGCUAUCCCGAGACGUAUGUGCCCACUGUGUUUGAGAAUUACACAGCCUGCCUAGAAACAGAGGACCAGAGGGUGGAGCUCAGUCUCUGGGACACCUCAGGAUCUCCCUACUACGACAACGUCCGUCCACUCUGCUAUAGUGACUCGGAUGCAGUGUUGCUAUGCUUUGACAUCAGCCGUCCCGAGACAGUGGACAGUGCCCUUAAGAAGUGGAGGACAGAAAUUCUGGAUUAUUGUCCCAGCACCCGUGUCUUGCUUAUUGGCUGUAAAACAGACCUGCGAACAGAUCUGAGCACUCUGAUGGAGCUGUCCCACCAGAAGCAGGCACCCAUCUCUUAUGAGCAGGGCUGUGCAAUAGCCAAACAGCUGGGUGCGGAAAUCUACUUGGAAGGCUCGGCUUUCACCUCCGAGAAGAGCAUCCAUAGCAUCUUCCGGACGGCGUCCAUGGUGUGUCUGAACAAGCCCAGCCCCGUGCCCCCGAAGAGCCCUGUCCGAAGCCUCUCCAAGCGGCUGCUCCACCUCCCCAGUCGUUCCGAACUCAUCUCUUCCACCUUCAAGAAGGAAAAGGCCAAAAGCUGUUCCAUUAUGUGAAGUUGGGGGUUCGAGAGGGGAGCCAACCUCCCACUUCCUCCCUGGGGUUGCAGAGGCACGGGGAGAGGGAGGAGGAGACAUUUUAGGACACUGGACACGAGUUUUUCAGACGGCCACGGUGAGGGCUUGGAAGGAGACAGGAACGGGACAAGGAAAGAGCCAGGCCCGGCUUGAGGACCUGACACUGAGAAAGAACCAUCACACCCCAAGCCAGGCACUAGGUGGUAGAGGGGGCGGCUGUCCCCGUGCCCUCCGCUCCAGAGGAAGGACAGGUGUGGGGGCCUGGGGGGCAUGCUGGCCUCAUGGCUUCGGUUGGGGGCCUCCGGGAGCCUCACCUUCAGCAUCAUGCCUCUUCCACACAGCGUUUCCAUGCGGGCCAGGGGAUGGGAGGGGUGCCUGAGCCCUUCCCUUCCCCUCCAAGGAGGCUGCGGAUGAGUGGAGAGCGGGGGGAAGCCAAGAGGCAGCUCCUCUGGGAGCCGAGCCCGGGUGCUUCAUAACUGAAAUCAGAAGGGCAGGAGCUGGUCAGAGCCAAUGCGAAGGAAACCUCAUCUUUGCGUAGCCCAUGCCUCCUGGAGAGGUGACAUCAUGCAUUCUCAUGCUUCUCACCUAAGUCCCCAGGGUCCAAGGGAGAAGCCCCAGACCCCCUUCUCUUGCAGUGUGGGGGUGGUGGUGCUGCAGGGGGCAGGGCUGGGUGGGGGUCACCAGACUUUCUCUGCCCUUGGGGCAGUAUAGCUGGCAUUUGUUUUAUAGACUCUCGUCUUUGGAAUUGGGGGGAGGGGGGAGUGUUUCAAUCUGUUAUAUGUUCUGUGUUUAAAGAAGAAAACCUAUUUAUUAAUGAAAAAUAUAACACAUAUAAAGAAG
Molecule: messenger RNA, 1658 nt
Organism: Sus scrofa (pig)
Lineage: Eukaryota; Metazoa; Chordata; Mammalia; Artiodactyla; Suidae
Gene: RND1
Product: Rho family GTPase 1
Biological process (GO): small GTPase-mediated signal transduction
Molecular function (GO): GTP binding; GTPase activity
Source: RefSeq, a predicted model, not a curated record